GUCAUUAAAGAGAGCGCGAGAGGAUGUGCUGGCAUCACUGUCAGUGCUGUUGUCUCCAUUAAAGACACUGGAAAUAUGCAGGUUUAUCUGUCAUGGAUGUAAAUAUGAUACCAAAAUUUGCUUCCAAAGAUGAGGAAAUUGACUACUGGAAGGCUCUUUCACUCAAGUACAAGAAAAGUUAUAAGGAGGCACAGGAGGAGUUGUUGGAAUUCCAGGAGGGGAGCAGAGAGUUGGAGACAGAGCUGGAGACACAGCUGGGCCAAGCAGAGCAUCGGAUCAGAGAUCUGCUGGCGGACAAUGAGAGACUGCACCACGAGCUCGACUCACUUAAGGAGAAGUUGGAGCAGCAUUAUUCUCAGAGCUAUAAGCAGAUCUCCAUCCUGGAGGACGACCUCAGCCAGACUCAAGGCAUCAAGGAGCAGCUGCACAAAUAUGUCAGAGAGCUAGAGCAGGCUAAUGAUGACCUGGAGAGAGCUAAGAGAGCCACAAUUACGUCUCUGGAGGACUUUGAACAGAGACUAAACCAGGCCAUAGAGAGGAAUGCCUUUCUGGAGAGUGAACUGGAUGAGAAGGAGUCUCUCCUGGUGUCUGUGCAGAGACUAAAAGAUGAGGCCAGAGAUUUGCGGCAAGAGCUUGUGGUACGAGAGAGGCAGCCAGAUGUAACGAGAAUGUCUGCCCCUAGCUCUCCGACUCCAGACAAUGACAAAACAGACUCCGCUGUCCAGGCCUCUCUGUCCCUGCCUGCUACACCUCUCAGCAAGAACCUGGACAACGCUUUCACCAGCCAGACAGUUCUGGCCAGCAGCUGCACUAAUGCAGCCCUCACUCCAUCUGCUAGAAUAUCAGCCCUCAAUAUUGUUGGUGAUUUACUGCGCAAAGUUGGGGCUUUAGAGUGUAAGCUCACAGCCUGUAGAAAUUUUGCCAAGGACCAGGCAGCCAGGAAGAACUAUGUCACAAAUGUCAACGGCAAUUUGAUUAAUGGAGAGCUUAGAAAUUACUCCCACUCGCUUUACACAUCCUACUACGACAAAGCCAGAAGAGAGAGGGUCAUUUUUUCUGCGUUGCUCUUGGCAGGACAGUGAAUGGAUUGGACCCUGGCACCAUGACGAACAUCACAGCCCCACCACGAUCCAGCUCUCCAUCCAGCCUGGUGCUCAGCGUGUGAUCACAUACCCUUCACACUUAAAGGAAUAAUUCACCCAAACAUGAAUAUUGUCAUCAUUUUCUCAGCCUCAUGUUGUUUCAAACCUGUAUGACUUUCUUUCUUUCAUGGGACACACCAGGAGAUGUUAGGCAAAUGUUACCAUUGUAUGUUGUUAGGCAAUCACCAUUAACUUUCAUUGUUUUUUUUUUUCUUUCCCUAUACAAUGAAAAUGAAUGGCGACCGAAGCUAUUCUGCCUAAUAUAUCCUUUUGUUUUCCACAGAGAAAGAAAAUCAUUUGGGUUUGAAACAACAUGAGGGUGGCAGAAUUUACAUUUUGAAGUGAAAUAUCCCUUUAAAAAUGCACUCAAACCCAUCCAAGGAAGACCACAUUUUACAUACACACAAGGAACCACUAUACAGCAAUAUAACAAUUCCUUUUAAGACACUACUGAAUCUGUCUGUAGUUGAGAUUACAGUGGACUACGACAGGGUUAGUAAUGCUAAUGGUAACCCAACUGUAGCUUUAUCUUUUGCAAUGUUCUAAAUCCUUACUAAGUACUUGUUAAUAGUCCUUACAGAUGUAUAUACCCAUCUAAUAUAUGUAUGGUUACUGUUUAUAUAGAUAUGAGCUUAUAUGUACAUAUUUAAUUUAGUUCUCUCUGUUCUUUGCUAAUGUGGUCUUAUCACUUUCCAAAAAUGUAUUCCUAUAUUGUUGGAUGAUAAUAUUUUUGAAAUCUGAUUAACAAAGGGAAUUGACACUAUUAGUAUUUGUUGUGUAACAAAUAAUGUUACACAGUAGAUUUAAACAUGCACUUAUAUGUCAUGGAAACUAGUUUUCAUUGUAUUCUUGUUUCUUCAAUCUUAAAUUCAAAGGCCAGUUUUUCAGUAGGAUCUUUAAUUAUUUAAUAGGUGCUCUCCUGUUUUGUUUUCUAAACAUGGCCUCGUGUAAGUGUGAAAAUUCUUUGGAAUUGGACAGGGAAAACGAGAUGCAGAUAGUUUGGCUUCAUAAGGUUUGCAUUUUGAACAUUGUCUUGGUGAUAUUGACAAUCGAUUUAAGUAGUAAAAUGGUGGGUUUCCCAGCUUCAUAGUAUUUGCUGAAAUAUUCUCACCUUUAAUUUUCACUGAUUUCUGUCAUUCAGUUUGGUUUGAACAGUGCGAUGUUACAAAGGCACUUUGUUACUUUUGUAUGCUCAAAUAAACGGUAGUGUUCUUAUUGUAACAAAGACAGUGAUGAUAACUGUAUGGUGUUACCACUAAAAAUGGUAAUGUUGUUUAGAGGCUGUAAUGCCAACUGUACAGUAUAAUACAUUUUCAUCUAUCCAGACUUUUGUGACCCUCCAAGAGGGCUUCAAACUUUAACAACUGGUAAAAAUCAGUUUGUGGUUUGCCUCCCUUUUGAUUAAUUGCCAAUGAAUUUGACUGACUGAUUUAGAAUAUUUGAACUGGACUUUGCAAUACUUUGACACAUUAAUCCAUGCAGCGUGGUAUGAGUGGCAUGAAUGAUUAACAGCACUGUUUUGCCCAACAAUUACUUAUUUCAACCAUUUGCUUUGUGAAAUAUAAUCCCCUUGAAUACCAGUUUGAUCAAGGUAACAUAAAUUUGAAUUGCUCUUUGUAUCAUCUAUAUACAGACAUCCCAUGCAACUUCUAUCCCAAUUUAGCAAUAACAAAACAAUCACAGUUUUAUAACAUCAUCCCUUGCUUCUUCAGAACUGAUUUAUUGUAGGUGUCCAUGCAAUCUCAACUGUCCCCUCCACUCUUCUUUGCAAGUUUCUCUAUUUGUCUCUGCCACCUCUCUUAACACCUCCAGCCGUUUGGCCUCAUCAUGGGUACUCUCCUGCUCCCUGAGAUCUGCCAGGUCCUCCAUGAACAAAUACCUUCAUGCACAAGAAGUAAUCGUGAUAUGAAUGACCAGGCACUACAGCAUUAAUCUUGAUAUCAGUUCAUUACAACGCUUGUG
Molecule: messenger RNA, 3104 nt
Organism: Xyrauchen texanus (razorback sucker)
Lineage: Eukaryota; Metazoa; Chordata; Actinopteri; Cypriniformes; Catostomidae
Product: nuclear distribution protein nudE-like 1-A
Exons: 10
Coding region: 93-1082 (329 amino acids)
Biological process (GO): regulation of neuron projection development; chromosome segregation; cell migration
Cellular component (GO): kinesin complex; kinetochore; centrosome
Molecular function (GO): microtubule binding
Source: RefSeq, a predicted model, not a curated record